CCAAAAUAAUAAUGCUGAGAUUAGUGACUCCAAAUAAAUUCCUUUGCCGAUACCCUCUGAAUACUGGGGCCAUUUGUGGUGGUAUUACAUUAAUAUGUGUGACAGCUAUGGCCGGUCUUGCUUUAUUCGUGCAAGUGAUGACGAUAAAAGAUUGCGAUGUUUGUUCUCGAUACGUUUGGAGGAAUUCUUACAGCUUCAGCGUCACUGGAAUUAUUUACUGUAUCUUUAUGCUAUGUAUUCAUGUCUGGUAUCUGUGGGGAGUACGUGAGGAAAAAUCAACAGUCAUCAUAUGUUGGGUUGUGGUGACAUCGAUGUGGUUGGCUCAAACGUUUGUUCUACUCAUUGUACUAAUAUGCAUGUACAGCUCUCAAGUAAAAUUUAUAUCCUGGCUGCUUUCCUUUAUCUUCGGUAUAUUUGCUGCACACAAGCUGUAA
This is a messenger RNA of Pieris rapae (cabbage white), 434 nucleotides long. RefSeq lists its product as uncharacterized. The transcript is spliced from 4 exons. Lineage: Eukaryota; Metazoa; Arthropoda; Insecta; Lepidoptera; Pieridae. Bases 12 to 434 code for a protein of 140 amino acids. The record is from RefSeq and is a predicted model, not a curated record.